Molecule: messenger RNA, 1170 nt
Organism: Cetraspora pellucida
Lineage: Eukaryota; Fungi; Glomeromycota; Glomeromycetes; Diversisporales; Gigasporaceae
Source: the annotation of a GenBank genome assembly
AUGUAUUACACUAAUCCGAAUGCAGAAAAAUCACGUUUACCCCCACCAGAUUUUAGCAAAGUUAUUGACUUUGAUAAUUUAGAAAAUUGCUUAGAUGAAAUUAAAAAUAAAGUGAUUGAAGUAGAAUUAGCUACUGAUUUAGGUGAAGAAUACGAAAAUUUGUUUGGAAAAUGUAAGGAUGGUGCAUACAUUGAAAGAAAAAAGGCAUAUUUAUUUAAAGAUUUACCAGGAUUUAUAUUUAUUCCUAAUCCAUUUACACCAGAUGCUCAAAAACAUGUAAUCAAACGAUGUCUAAAAGAUUUUACAAAACAUCCAAAUAUUUCUAAUCUUGAUACUCAUUAUGUUUUACCUAAACAAGGAAUUUGGGAACUUUACGAAAAGGUUUUCAACAAUAUAUUGGAUGAAAACGAUAAAGAAUGUUUCAUUCCAUUAAAGGCCUCUUCAAUCAAUAAAAAUAAUAACGUAAGAUAUGUAGACGAUGAUGAAGAUUCAAUUUUAAUAACAGACCCUUCAUUAGAAUCCACAAAAUCUACCACCACCAAUGAAAAAAAACCAGAUCCUUCACCAUCUUCCACUGUUUCUAUACUACCACCAUCUCAAUUAAUCCGUAAAUUAAGAUGGAUUACACUGGGAUAUCAAUACCAUUGGUCUACAAAAACUUAUCAUUUUGAUCGUCGAUUUGAAUUUCCUCAAGAUAUUGGCGAUUUAACAACUGCAGUGGUAAAAGCAAUCGAUGGACUUGGUUUUCCAGAUGAUAGUUUUAUUCACAAGUAUGAUGUGACAAAAUGGAAACCAGAAGCUGGUGUAGUUAAUUAUUACCAACUUAAAGAUAAUUUAAUGGCACAUGUUGAUCGAAGUGAAAUAAAUAUGGAUGCUCCUUUAAUAUCUUUUAGCUUUGGACAUUCAUGUAUUUUUUUAAUUGGAGGUCCAACGCGUGACACACCUCCUUUUGCAAUAUAUUUGCGUAGUGGAGACAUUUCAAUAAUGUGUGGACCUAUUCGAGGAUGUUUUCAUGGUGUUCCGCGAAUUCUCGAAGGAACCCUUCCAACAUAUCUUGCAUCUAACAAUUCAGAAGAUCCAGAAUGGGAUAUUUAUGGUGAUUUUAUGUCAACAACACGACGUCCUGCUUUAUAUGUGGCUUAUAGAUUGCCAGAUACGGUUAAUUCUUAA